Messenger RNA from Penicillium lagena, 1977 nucleotides. Its product is annotated as Ser/Thr protein phosphatase family protein. Gene Ontology annotation, cellular component: cytosol. NCBI's taxonomy places the organism in Eukaryota, Fungi, Ascomycota, Eurotiomycetes, Eurotiales, Aspergillaceae. The record is from RefSeq and is a predicted model, not a curated record. The transcript has 2 exons. The coding region runs from base 1 to 1977 and encodes 658 amino acids. Gene Ontology annotation, molecular function: hydrolase activity. Gene Ontology annotation, biological process: nucleotide catabolic process.
AUGCGAUCCUUGUCUUUGCUUUUCGCUGCAGCGCUGACAGUGGCCACGGUCACUAGCUAUGAAUCAGAUGGCAAGAUAAUGAAACCUGCGAAUUUACACACUAUCUCUCCUCGACAACAGAAGGAAGCUUUUGAUGCCACCGAAGUGCCUCGGGCGGCUCUUCCCUGGGGCAAGGUCAACUUCAUUCACACAACGGAUACUCAUGGUUGGCUAGACGGACAUGCGAACGUACCCAGCUGGGGGGGCGACUGGGGUGAUUUUGUCUCCUUUGUCAAACACAUGCAAGAUAAGGCAUUUCAGAAGAAGGUAGAUCUGCUUCUCGUUGACAGUGGGGAUUUUCAUGAUGGUGGUGGCCUCAGCGACAGCACGAACCCCAAGGGGUCCGUCUCGGAUAGCAUCUUCGAGAACAUCGACUACGACCUCGUGACUGUAGGCAACCACGGGGUUCGGACAGGAGAAGAAGCGCUGAACAUCCACCGCAACAUGUCGAGAGUCUUCGGUGAUCGGUUCCUCACCAGCAACGUCGACGUGAAAGUGGAUGGUACACUCGAGCCUAUAGGCAAUCGAUAUCGCGCUUUCCAGACCAAAAAUGGGCUCCGGAUUGUGGCCUUUGGAGUCACAACGAAUGACCCUCUACGUGAUUUAGCCAAUACGGAGGUUUACAGUGCGGAUCAUAUGUUCAGUGAGAUGUGGUUUGAGAAAGCCAUGAAGGAGCAGGCUGACCUCUACGUGAUCGUCGGUCAUGCUCCAACCUACUCUUCUUGCCUUGAUCCUAAAAUGGAUAACCCCCUGGUGUGUCUGCGCGAUAGAAUCAGGAAUUCAACCGAUAAGCCUAUCCAGGUCUUCGGUGGCCACGCACACCAUCGCAACUUCACAUGUUAUGAUGACAAGUCCUCAGGCAUUGAAUCCGGGAAGUAUGGUGACACAGUUGGUUGGGUGGCCUUGAACGAAGUGCCCUCUCCAGUGUGGACUGGUGCAAAAGCACUGCCGGCUGAACACAGCCCAAACAAGACCUGUUUUAGCAAACAGACAAAUUCGCAGGACGCUUACCGCCUGGAUCGCCGGUACCUCGACUGGAACCGGCUGACCUUUGCAUACCAUACAGUGGGCCUCGAAGACAAUAACUCGUCCGUGCCGUCUACCUUUGAUACACCACUAGGCCGCAAAGUCACCGACGAUAUCAGCAAGUCCCGGCACUUGCUCAACCUGACCUACUACCUGGGCUGCGCAAAGAAAGACUACUGCUUCAAUUGCAAAAAAGUGGGGCAAGACGGCAACAUCUAUGAGGUCUUAAAAGACGCCCUUGCGGAUGCAGUGGUGCAGAAAGAGCGGGCAAACAUACCGCGAGUUGUGAUGUCCAACGAUGGUACAAUCCGGGAUAAUAUCUACCAGGGUCCUUUUACACUAGGCGACGCCUAUGCUAUCGUGCCCUUCCCCAACACGUUCAAGUAUAUUGCCAAUAUGUCAUGCGCCCAUUUUAAGAACAUGACGUCGAAUCUGCAAAUAAAGCCUGCCUUCUCCUGCAUGGAUGACGACAAUGAUGCCAUCGUCGAUGAGCCUCCAGCAUCCCAUAUGGAGCUCCGAAGCCUACCGGAUGACCAUCACCAGGCCACGCUCUCCAUGACAAAAUACAGUCCAGGCUACACGACCCACGACGGCCUGGGUGAGGAUGGAGACGACACGCUACACUCGCCGAUCAACGAAGAUGAAAUGUACAUGAAACUUUUCUGGGCAAAUGCCAGCUUCCCGAAUCCCUCCCAUUACCCGCCUUACUUUGAUGUGGUUUUCACCGACUACCUGACAAAUAAAAUCCUCGGCGCUCUCAACAAAAUUGGGGCACCCUAUACGGAAAAUGACGUUACCUUUUACUUGCCGCCGAGUUAUACCAGCAGGGAGGUCCUUCCGGACUAUGCGGCAAGGCAUUGGACUCAGGAUAGGAAGCAUUGUCCCAUUAGAAAGCCGGUCGAUCGGUAUUGA